CGCGGAUUAUGCGCGUCUCUGGGUAAUGUGCCAUAAAAAAAUAGAGAAGGAAAACUUCAUAGAAAUGGCGGAGGGUGCAACGUCUCUGAAAGAGUUGCGAGCUCAAAUGGCUGCAUCUGCGCAGGCGCAGGCAGAGGAGCGGCGCAGCCUAGCAGGGAACAGCCCAGUACCUGCAUCCCCUGCAACAGCAAACACACCACCCAACACCACUGCAGCGAAGUCUCCCCGGCCAGUCAUUGAUGGUGCUGCACUAAGGAUAGACGACCGGCUUCGAGUGGCAAAAGAGAGACGAGAGGAGGCCGAUAGGCAGCAAGCUGCGAAGGACUCUCAGAUCCUGGAGAGAGAGCGUAAGGCCAAGCUGCAGGUGGAGCGUCAGAUGGAGGAGCGCCAGAAGAAGCUGGACGAGCAGCGCAGGAAGGAGGAGCAGAGACGCUCGGCUGUGGAGGAGAAAAGGAAGCAGAAACAGGAGGAAGAGAAGGAGCACUAUGAGGCGGUGAUGCGGCGGACCCUGGAGCGCAGCCAGAGAGUGGAGCAGAGGCAGAAGAGGUGGUCUUGGGGAGGACUCUCAGAAUCAGACAACCGAUCCGGAGACCCUGACGCAGGUGCCGCCUCUCCAGUAGCUAUAGUAAUCUCACCCGCGUCUCCAGAAAAGCCCCCCAGGACACAACAAAGUGCAGUUGACAAGCGCUCCACUUCCACCAUGAACCUGAAACAGCUGUCUGAGGCUGGCAUCAACAAGCGCCUGUCCUCCUCCUCCGCCACCCUCAUCAACUCUCCCGACAAAAGUGCUCGUGUGAGGAGUUCGUCAUUGAACCGGUUGCCUAGAAACGACAAAAUCGACCUAUACACUCAGCCCAAUAAGGAAGGCAGGAAAAAGCUUCAGGUGGAACAGACAGGACCCUCCCUGAAGAAGAGAAGCUCCUCCCUUACACGAGCGGGAGGGGGCAAAACGCAAACCCCCUCCAAGCUCGACAAGGGGACUACAGACGACCAAGCUCGCAAACCCCUGGCGAGCCCCGUGGACGGAGGGUUCCUCAGUCGCCUGCUCACCCCCACCCAGGCCUCACUAGCUAGGAGCAAGAGCGCCGCUGCCCUGUCGGCCGAAGGAGGCGACGCCCCAGAGUGUCACCUGUGUCCUCGCUCAGCCUCGGCCAGCCCCCUGCACCCGGUGCAGCGAGGACCCCUGCGCAGCCGCAGUAUCGACCGGCAGAAGAGCGCCACCCUGCCUACAUCCGCCUCGGCAGACCAAGUGGACCCCUCACUGAAGGAGAAAAGGUUCUCAUCGCCCGGAGGGAAACGUCCCGCCUCGCCCUCCAACAUCGCGGGACGCCACCGCUCGCCCUCCCCCGCCCCCCUCCCAGCGAGCAAGAGAACCCCCUCCCCCAGUGCAAAGCCAAGCCCACGUAACCGUCCCUCGUCACCUGGGGGUAUCAAACAUCGCCCCUCAUCCCCUCAGUUUAGCUCGGCCAAGCCCCCGUCCCCCCAGCCCACCUCGGCCAAACCUCCACCCAUCCAGAGACCGGCCCUCACCCCCACCGGCCCCCCAACCCUGCGGAAGCGGGAUUCCAAGCCAAAGGACCUGUGUCCCAUCCAGCCUGUGGUGCCCCAGUCCCCAGAGGCUCCCCAGACCAGCACAACACCCACCCCUACUCAUACCACCUCCAGUAAGACCAAAGACAAGGACGACAAGUCCAUGGCGGGCACCAACUCGGCUGCAGAGGCUGCCAUGAUCCUGGCCGAGAACCGUCGUUUGGCGAGGGAGAAGAAGGAGAGGGAGGAGGCACUCCGAGUUCUGAGAGAGGAGGAGGAGAAGCUGAGGAAGGAGGAGGACAAACGCUUGGCUGAGGAGGAUCGGUUGAAACGCCUGGAGGAGGAGAAGAGGCUGGCGGAGGAGAGGAAGAAGAAAGAGGAGGAGGACGCUCUUAUGGCGGAGGCAGACAGAGAAAGACUGGAGGUAGAGGAGGCCGUGAGACAGGCUGAGCUACAGAAAGAGCGUGAAGAGGCGGAGGCACAGGCUGCAAUUGAGGCGGAGAAGGUCCGCAUUGAGAGAGAGAGGGUCAUGGCCCAGAACCAACAGGAACGCAUGGAGAGGAAGAAGCGAAUUGAGGAGAUCAUGAAGAGAACCAGAAAAGGGGACCUAGAAAAAAGAGAUUAUGAUGAGGGAGACGAGGAGGGUGACGAAGAAGAAGCCAAGGACGACGAGUCAGCCCAGACCGGAGAUGUCGCCAUGGAGACUGACUGCAUGGACGAGGGGCGUGGCCUGACCCGCAGUGAGCCAAUGGGAGAGCGUAGGGAGCCGCUGGGCAGCGUGAACUGGAAGCCAGAGGCGGACGACAAGGAGAACAACAACGGAACCAGCGCUGAGGAUUCCCUGGCUGUUAAUCCAGUGCCUAAGGGUCGCCUGGUAGAAGGCUCAGAGUUCCUGAACGAGGACUCUAACAAGCUGGCCCCGGGGCUCAACGGUAAGCCUGGCCCCUGGAGCUUCGAGGAGCUCAUUGACCUGGGUGUCAACUCCAAGGGCCGGCCCCUCAUCGAUGCAGAGGGCCGCAACCAGGGCCUCAUCGACUGUGACGGGGGUCCCGAGGGGCCCAGGGUGGCCUUCGAGGACAAGGGGAUCCCCGUGGCCACCCUCCACCCCUCCAGCCAGCCUAUCGAAGCACUGUCAGACAUGUGAGGCUGCAGCUCUCCCUUCAGAGGCCUGUUAAUAUUGCACUCCUGGAGUUCCUGUCCAACUGACCCCCCUCCACACACACACUUACCCACAUACACACACCCCACCCAGCCUUCUUGUCUGGACCACCUCAGCCAGAGGAAGAGCAUGGGGGACACAUCCAGAACGCUAGCUUUGCACCCCCCAACACACACAAAAAAACAUUAAAAAUACAACACAGAAACGAUGCUUCAGGGAAAUUCUCAAUUUUCCUUCAAUGUGCUCGCUUUAAGGUCUCAUCUUUAUCCUCCCAUACUUACCAUUUCACUUGGUUCUUUUUUUUUUUUUUUUUCACACUUGAUGUUUUGUAGGUGGUGGGGCAGGGGGUGUGACGUAAUUUAUAAAUUUGGGCUUCUUUGUAAUAUGUAAUUACUUAUCUCAUGUCUAUUUUUGGGGGGGGGGUACUCUGGUUUGAGAAUAUUCCAGGAUGCACGUGCACUCGGCUAUAUGAUGGUUAAGACUUCACUACUUCUCAUGUCAGGAAACUUGAGUCCCCGCUGAGAUGAGAUCAAACCCAUUUUGAUUGGUGGGGAGUGGGCUGGGUACUGUAGUCUCAGGGUCUGCCUAAAGGGGCGUGUCCAGUGAAUAGACUGAGGGAGCACUUACACAAACCGGUUAGGACCUACUGUGUGCCCAAGCCGUGAGCAGCACUCUGUAACUGUAAUCCCAUCCUACCCAAAUUGUACUCUGACCUAGAAUUCUGGAUUUGUCUGGCAGGCUGCUUUUCCCAGCAUCCAUAGAUCCAACCUUAAAACUCUCUAGACCCUAUUCUUCUAUGGGUUACCCCUCUCCCUGUCUUCCGAAGGGCUGGUCAGAGCCCCUCCAUCUCCCUCGCCUUCUCCCACCUCCCUCACUUCUACUCUUCUUAGGGCCACUAGGGGGCACUUAUGUCUACAAAUCAAACUGAUUGUUUUAUGAAAUGACUCUUGACUAUUGCUUUGUCUUUACAAACUGAAGGCUGUAGGAAUUCCCAAAAAAGCUGGUGAUUUUGUGAAUAUUUGUUCAGUGAAGUUUAACUGUUGCUGUUAAUUUUCAGUUCCUGGUCUUUAGGUUUAUCCUAAAAAUAUUUUGACAUGUCGUUAUGGUUUUACAUGUAUGUGUAUAUAGAAUUAAUUGUUAGCUAACUCGUAUCAAAUUCUAAUUUAAUUGCACCCUGAGCGCUGAGGUAUAACUUGACCCCCAGCAAUGACUGCAUGAAUCUAUACUCUUACCAUAUGAAUGACUAUAGCCCAUAACGGAUUAACUUGUGUAUGUUGGUUAAUUGCAGUCAGACAAGGUCCAUCAGCUUCAUUUUAGAAUUGCUUCAGAGUUUUCUCUGAAGGGGGUGUGUGUGUACAGUACUAGUCCAGAAACUGAACUUGAAAGGUUUGAAGUUCUCACUUACAACGCCCAAAGUAUAGGGCUGAAACAACAGUUCUGUCAGGCAUCUGAGCAGUUUUGAACCGGCAGUAGAUGUACGCAGUCUGUGUAGCUAAUUCCAUUGUUUCUCUACUAAGGCCCUAUGAUCUCCAAAACACACUAGCUAAUGCUUUUAUACUUUCUCUCUCCUGGCAAAAAAAACAAACCAAUUAUUUUUAUAAUGUAUAAUUUGGCUGUCUGUUUAUAUGAAAAAUAUAUUUCCAUAUUUAAGUGUUAUUGUACCGUGUGUGUAUAUAAUCAGUGUUAGGCCGAUGUGGGUGGGGUGGUGUAGUGGGAAUGGAUGUUAAUUGUCUCAUCUGUUACUGUAUUUUAGUUUGGGUUCUGUUUGACUCGUGCUCUUUGGCAGGGUAGUCAGUGCUGUUGUCCUACGCACUGUUCCAAGUCAAGCCCUAGUCCCUAGCCUCUAGACACUAGAUUGGAUCGGUGUAAGCAAUCUGGAACCAAUUCUACAAGGUGACACUAUUAUAUUGCUUAUACCUAUCAAGUACUUGCAGAUCACCUCAAGUGCAAAGGGAUAGGGGCUAAGGGUUUGUGUGGAAUCGAGUUAGGUUUGUUUGGGGGUGGGAGUUACCCUGGGCGCUAAUAGGAAACCCUCUUCUCUAGUACUCUACAAGCCCUAGGGGACAACACAUGGGAUCCCCAUACUGUUGAGAGAACAUGGGUGUGUAUGUUGAUUGAGGGCAUUUUUGUGAUGCUCUGAAUGGUUCUGCUAUUCAUCCCCCAACCACCUCAGACAAUUGCAUUUGUUCCCAACUGAGGGGUGGACUGAGGAGUGGGAGAAUGUUUCAGGGCAUUUUAACAUGGUGUGAAAGGUUGCAGGGAUGGUGUUUUUGAAGGUUGCAAUAGAAAAGUUAACAUGGACUCUGACCACUGCGCCCCACACCUCUGUAACAGCAGUGUGACUGAGUCUACCACUGAAGGAUGGAGACGGGAACAGUGUGAUUUGGUCAGUCUUGUGCGUUUAUUUUUUUUUAAAGCUGUAUGGAGAAGCUUUAAUUCCCUAUGCUUGAAUUGUCCAAACAGAGGUUUGGGGACCUUAUUUUUUGCCUCAUAAUAAGCCUGUUGGCUGAUUGUUGUGCUAAUAAACCAGAAGGUUUCUCUGAAAUGGCUUUAUAUUAUAUACAUGUCUAGAGUUGGAGGGCAAUGAGCUUAGCUUUGACUUAUAGGCUUAAAGAAUGUAACUUUGACGAAACAAACAAGCAAGCAUCUCUGUCAGAGGGGAAACUGUUUUUAGUUUUCAUGUGCAAACCUUUUUAUUAUUCAUCACAAUAUGAUACGCUUUGCACUGUGGGAGGUUUUCCACUUUUUAAAAGGGUUGAAAAGCUUUCUGAAAUGAAUUACAUUUGUAGAUUGGGGUGACUUCACUGUAUAGUCCUGAGGGGGGGUUUGGUAUUCUUGAAGGAAAUACAUUUUCUCUCUCCUCCCCGGUGUCUUCCCGUCCAGGCUUUUUAUGAACUUCCCUCCUUGACUUGACAAACCUUCAUCUAUUCAAAGUGCAGGGUAUUGCCGUAGACAUGUUCAAUGUGAAACCCAUGGUUGUUCCGUGGUCAGCGCUACAUGUGCUUAGGUAAUGGCAGUGGCACAUCCAGUCAGACACCGCCAAUACACGGCAGUCCUGAUCUAUUAGUAAUAAACAGGCCUUGGACACUUAUUUUAAUCCCUUUCUGCAUCGGUGCGCUUGAAUAGCUAACUGUUCUUAAAGAUCUCAUGACGGUAGGCUAGAAUGGUGCCUUAGAUUGCUAUAAUAACUAAUAAAACGCAUCACAUGUCCUUACCUUGGCCAUGACAAUCAUUCUACCUGACCAGGGCUACAGUGAAUAUGAAUUGGUUUCUGGAGGCUUUUCAGACCCUAACCCAAGCCCUGUCCACAAAUUAUAUUUGUAAAUAUAUCUAAAAUGUACUGAGGAUAUGAACUGUUAAAUAAAGUUUUGCAAAAUAA
Messenger RNA from Oncorhynchus nerka (sockeye salmon), 6068 nucleotides. RefSeq names its product MAP7 domain-containing protein 2-like. NCBI's taxonomy places the organism in Eukaryota, Metazoa, Chordata, Actinopteri, Salmoniformes, Salmonidae. The transcript has 21 exons. The coding region runs from base 26 to 2674 and encodes 882 amino acids. Gene Ontology annotation, cellular component: microtubule cytoskeleton. Gene Ontology annotation, biological process: microtubule cytoskeleton organization. The record is from RefSeq and is a predicted model, not a curated record.